UCAUCUUGCCUUGUGUCAUACAUGAGAAUGGUAGAUUCCUCUGUUUCUAUCAACACAGUAUCUGGGUUGAUAGAGACAGAGAAGAAGAAAGCACAACUGAAGAAGAUAUUUGUAAAUAUAACUGAGUCUGAGGAUUGGGAGGAGACAGAGUUGUUGUAUGAACAGCACACAAGUAAAAUAGAUGAUUUUUUGGAUAUUAAUCUGAAGAAAGGCCAUGUGCCGACCAUGUUUGUAGAGUAUUGUAUGGAGGCCAAGGACUUAAGAAUGAGAAGAGAAGAUGAUUUUUGUAUUUCAAUUAAUGUAAAUGUUAAUGGAAAAGCAAUUGCUGUGGAUAAAAAUGUUCAAAAUUUGCUUUCAAAAUAUAAAAGAAAAAUUAACACUGAUUUAAAUAAAAUUUCAAAAAAGAUUAAAGUUAUAGACACCCUAGAUUGUUCACAGCUGACCUCUUCUUCCCUACAGUCUACUCAACCUACUUCUUCAUCUACAGAACAAUCUACACAACAGUCAACACAAUCACAAUUACUGUUUAAUGAACAAUAAUAAUUACACUUUAAUUCAUAUUAGAAUUAAACCAGUUUAAAGGGGCACUGGCUACAAGAUAUAAAAAAAUGAAAGUAUGAUUGUUAUUGGUUAUAUCUUAGAUGAUCUCACCUGGUUUUUAUAUAAAAUUCUGUGAAAUAUGCAUACAUGUACCAUCAAUUGUUAUGUAGUAGUUACAUUUAUGCUUUUAAUGAAUCUUACUUAUUGGUUUUUGAUAAAGUGCUGUUUGGGUGUGUUGUUAUGCCAUAAAUAAACAAACUACAGUAAAUUCAGAAAUUAUUGCCUGCUUUUAUUAUUGUGAUUUUGUCAGUUUAGACUUAAUGUGGCUCGGGUGUCUUCCUCCAUCUUGGAUUUUGAAUAAGCAGAUAUCUUUGGUCUAUAUAUUUGAUGAAAUGUGCAAAUUUUGAGUGUUGUAUAUAAAUGAUGUAAAAGACUUUAA
Molecule: messenger RNA, 979 nt
Organism: Mytilus trossulus (common blue mussel)
Lineage: Eukaryota; Metazoa; Mollusca; Bivalvia; Mytilida; Mytilidae
Exons: 2
Coding region: 22-540 (172 amino acids)
Source: RefSeq, a predicted model, not a curated record